AUGUGCGCAGUCAGCCUGCAGGACUACCUGGAUAGGAAGGAGAAGCGGAAGUUCCUCAAAGCAGCUGCCAAAAAGGCACCGAAGAAGCCGGACACUGACCGAAAUGGCCGGCCUGGUCAGAACAGUGGCGGGCCAAAAUCUGGCUACAUGCUCUUCUCCAGCGAGAUCCGUGAGAAGGUCAAGGAGGAAGUCAUGGCCGCUGGAGGGGGACUCGCAGACAUCGGGAGAAAGAUAGCAGACAAUUGGAAAGAGCUUCCGGAGACAAAGAAAGCGGAAUAUGAUGAAACUUCCAAGUCACAAAAGGAAGUGUUUCAAGUCGAGUAUGCUGAAUACAAGAAGACGGAAGACUUCAAGGAUUUCCAAAAGCAAAAGGCAAAGCUGGAAGGAAAGCACGAGCUGAGGAAACUUCAGCUGAACACCUACAAGGAAGCGCCUGACAAGCCCAAGGGUCCCUUUGCUCUCUACAAAGCGCAGCACAUGAAGCGGGUCAUGGAGGAGAACAAGGGAGCGACUGCUGCUGAACUCAGCAAGCUCCUGACAGAUUUAUGGAAGAAGGCUGAGGCAGAAGAAAGAGCUCCCUUUGAGCAACAGGCCGCCGCUCUCAAGAAGGAGUACUUGCAGCAAGUGGUCGAAUUCAAGCGGAAGCAGGUCUAUCUGAAAUUCCUGCAGCAGCGCAUGGCCUGCAGAACCAAGGAGAAUCGGCGAGUUCACUUGAACGACAUGCCCAAGAGGCCGAAAAGUGUUUACGCCCUGUUCAGGGAUGACAUCAAGGACGAGGUGCCCAGUGGGAAGGGAGAAGGCAAAGGCAUGAACUUUGUGAAGAACAAGUUUCAAGAAAUUGAUGAGACAGAGAAGAAGAAAUACUUGGACAUGGAAGCAGAACUGAAGCAGAAGUACAACGAGGACGUGAAGACCUACAAGGAGGGUGAGAAGUACAAGGAAUUUGAGAAGACAACUGGCAAGAUCAAGAAAGAACUGAUGACAGAAGCCAUGAAGGUCAUGACUUUGAAGUUCCUCAACGAUGCACCUGCUGAGCCGCCAAAGAGCACCUUUGCCAUCUUCGUUGGUGAAAAAAGGCGCCUGUCCGAGGAAUCCAACGGAGCACCUCCAAAGAAGAGGAGUCGUGAGGAAGCCUUUGCAGAGGUUGCGAAGUUCAAGGAGGAAUGGAGAAAGCUUGACAAGGAAGCCAAACAUGUCUAUGACGAAAAGCGCCAAGAGCGAUUCACGGCAUGGAAAGAGCAAGUCAAGGAGUACAUGGAGCAGCCAAAAUGGAAGGAAUACAUUGAAGAAGCCAAGAUGCUCAAACUGCCGGUGAAAAGUUUGUUGUCCAAGAAGAAGAUGGCGAUCAAAAAGCUGAAGAACGGCAUGAAGAUCCAACCCUUGCCGGAGAAGCCAGAGAACUUCCCCACCAAACCGCCCAAUGCCAAGCGCAUCUUCUGCUCAGAGAAAAGGAACGAAGUGGAAGAUCCAUCAAAGCUGCUGGAGAUGUGGGCUUCCUUGUCGGAAGAGGAACGGAAGGUUUACGAUGGAAAGGAACAGGAUCUUCUGGCACAGUACCGUGAGGACGUGCAGGCUUUCGAAACAAGCGACGAGGGCAAGGAGUAUCUCAAGAAGUUGACGCAGGUGCGGAAGAGCAAUGCGAUUGCAUCAGCAAAAGACAAGUAUUUGGUGGGUAUGCCGAAGAAGCCGAAGGGAGCGAUUCAGCUUUUCUUGCAGGAGAAGUUGAAGGAAAUCAAGAAGGCCAAGCCGGACUUGAAGGGUCCAGAGCUGAAGAACGAGGUUCGUGAAGCGUGGAACGCAUGCCAAGAGGAGGAGAAAAAGAUUUAUCAGGAUAAAGCUGACGGCCUCAUGGGCGAUUACGAGGAAAAGCUCAAAGAGUUCAGGGAGACUGAGAACUUCAAGAAGUAUGCUUUGGAAGUCCGCAAGCUUUCCAAGAAGAAGAAGCCAGUUGCAGGGAAAGCCAAAGGAAAGGGGUCCGGAGAGCCCGCGAAGCCAGCAUCAAUGCCACGAAAACCUCCAGAUGCUUUCAAGCUCUACCGUGAGCAGGAUGGUGCUGGCAAGAAGGCGGCAGAUGCCUCUCAGGCUUUCGGUGAGCUCUCAGAGGAGGAGACGGCAAAGUUCAAAGAACUUGCCAGCAAGGCUAAGGAUGAGUACAAGGAGAAAAUGGAUGAGUUCAGAAAGUCCGACGAGGGGAAGAAGUAUCUGAGAGAAGUGGCAGCCUUCUACAAAAGGAAGAAGUUUGCCAACGCAAAAGCCAAGUAUUUGAAGGAUGAGCCUAAGAAGCCUCCCUCAGCAGUCCAGCUCUUCAUUGUUGCGAAGCGUGAUGAAGUCGCGAAGGAGAACCCCGAUAGGAAGGGCUUGCUUCUCAACGCCAAGUGUCAUGAGGUCUUCAAAGGACUCCCAGAGGAAGAGAAGCAGGUGUACGUGGAUAAAGCAGAUGAGAAGCGGAAGGAAUACGAAGAGAAAGUUGAGGAGUUCAAGCAAACUGCGGAUUACAAGAAGUAUCUGCAAGUUGUCAAGCCAAAAGCAGCUACAGGUAAAGGAAAAGGCAAAGCUGCGAAGAAAAAGGACCCCGGGCCAGAAGUUCCCAGCAGCAUGCCCAAGAAGCCGAAGACUGCCAUGCAGCUCUUCAUGAUGUCCAACAAGGGCAUCUAUGGCGGCGGGGGCCUGAAGCAACAGACAGCGGCCUGGACAGAACUGGGUGCAGAGGGUCAGAAAAAAUACACAGAGGAGGCCAAGGAGCUGUCUGAGAAGUUUGAGAAGGAGAUGCUGGAUUUCCGACAGACAGGUGAAGGCAAGAAGUAUUUCAGACUGAAGGCAGCUGCGGAGAAGAAAGCCCGCGUAAACAGUGCGCGGGCGAAGUACUUGGGCCAGGAUGAUGCGCCCAAGGAGCCCAAACCUGCCCCUGGUGCGUACCAGCUGUUCGUCCAGGAGAAGAGACCAUCUCUGCAAGCUUCCGGCAAAUCCAUGACCGACGUCGCAAAGGAGCUGUCCCAGCUGUGGGGCACGUAUUCUGAGGAUGACAGAAAGCCUUUCGAGCAGCGUGCAGCCGAGCUCAAGGCAGAGCAUGAAGAGAAGAUGAAAGAGUACAAGUCGUCAGACGCGUACAAAAAGCGGGCCGUGGCCGUCCGGAAAAGAAGGAGGUUCAUCCGCUUCAUGUUGAUGGUGAAGGGUUCGCCGCUGCAGGAUGUCCUGGCAAAGAAGCCGAAGGAGUAUUGGGACUAUGAGAAGAUGAUAGUCAAAUGGGGCAAGCUGGACGACUACGAAGUCACGCAGAAAAUCGGGCGGGGCAAAUACAGUGAAGUUUUCACUGGCUUCCACGUGCCCACAAACAAAAAAUGUGUCAUCAAGAUCCUGAAGCCCGUCAAGAAGAAGAAGAUCAAGCGUGAAAUCAAGAUAUUGCAAAACGUCAGCAAGGGACCCAACAUCGUGGCCUUGCUGGACGUUGUCCGCGACCCACUUACGAAGACACCAUGUCUCGUCUUCGAGCAUAUCAACAAUACAGACUGGAAGAGUCUGUACCCCAAGCUUACGCCCUACGAUAUUAAGUUCUAUUUGUACCAGGUCUUGAAGGCACUUGAUUACAGCCAUUCACAGGGACUCAUGCACCGGGAUGUGAAGCCACACAAUGUCAUGAUCGACCAUGACAAGCGAGAGGCCAGCUUGUGA
Symbiodinium pilosum is the source of this 3669-nucleotide messenger RNA. Lineage: Eukaryota; Dinophyceae; Suessiales; Symbiodiniaceae. The record is from the annotation of a GenBank genome assembly.